UAUGUUGUGUAUUUCAUCGAAAUGCCCAGGGAUAUUUUAAGUGAUAGUCUUGCUGUACUGAGAAUUGUAGAGCAUGAGGAUGAAGAUAAAUGGCCAUUAGAAGACAAGCCACCAAGCAAGCAAAAUAAUAAGAAACUAGUAAAUGUUCCAUUAAAUAGCCAACAGUCUUAUACUAAAGAUGAUUGUGCUUGUUAUUAUAAUUAUGGUCAUGGUGAAGGUGUGGGUAAUAGACAACUUGAUCCGAUAUAUCAGUACAAGACUAGCAGUCUACCGGCAGCCACUUCAAUUACCCAAUCAUGGGAUGACAUAGUUUGCUCUGCUUUACGGUUAUCUCCUGAAGAUAUAGCAAAUCAACUUACUUUACUUGAUUUGCCAUGUUUUAAAUCUAUUCAGCCCGAGGAACUGACAACAUGUGGCUGGAAUAAAUUAAAUAAAUUAAUAGAGUCCCCUAAUGUUGUAGCAUUUACAAAACGAUUCAAUAGGGUGAGUUUUUGGACCGUACAAGAAAUAUUAAAUGGGCAGUCACCUAAAGCAAGAGCAGAAACACUUGCACAUUUUAUAAAAGUAGCAAAAAAGUUACAUGAUCUUAACAAUUUACAUUCUCUGUUUGCUGUUAUCUCAGCUUUGCAUAGUGCUAGUAUAUAUCGACUCACAAAAACGUGGGCUUGCUUGUCUAAAAAAGAUAAACAACAGUUUGACAAGCUUGCAGAAUUAUUUGGCGAAAAGGAUAAUUGGACUGCCUUGAGAGAAUAUUUAAAAUCAAUAUCAUUGCCUUGCAUACCCUAUCUUGGUAUUUUUCUGACAGAUCUAGUUUAUAUAUCGAUUGCACAUCCAGUUGGAUCUCCUCAUCGGAUUGCUAAAAUGGCUGUAGUGUUGAAAGCUCUAGAAAGAUAUCAGCAAUCAGAGUAUGAAAUUGCACCUUUAACACAUGUAGCCAAUUAUUUAAACAGUGUUCGUUACAUAGAAGAACUACAGAAAUUUCUUGAAGAUGAUCAAUACAAAUUGUCAUUAAAACUCGAACCUCCAUCGCCUAUUGGUAGUUGUUCAGGAUCAAAAGAAUCUGUGAAAGAAAUUCUACCGCCAGGAUCGUCCACACCUUAUUCUCUUUCACCUUCACAUCGACUUGGAUCUGGGUCCUUACGACUCCAAGGAUCAUUUAAUCAGUCCAAGUUUAUACCGACGCACCGAAAAUGUCGUUCACUGGGAUCCAAGUUUCGUAGUGCGAGCUUGCCGAGAAAUUUUCACAAGGUCAAUUUUGGUGUGGGUAUCUUUGGCAAGAACCAUGCAGAUGAUAAAAUGGAUGAAAAAACACCAGCUGGCUCUGUCAAUUUAUUAGAUGAUACGCUACUGGAGUCUCCAGGAUCAGUGGCUGGUGAUAAAUUGUCUUAUAUUUUACCCAACAGCAAUGUAUCGAGAUCGGAAGAUGUGGAUUGUGAUUACCAGGGAUUUGUGAGAAGAAAGACUAUCUUAAAGGAUAGACGAAAAAUAUCACUUUCGUCGUGGCAGAGAUUUUGGUUGCAGUUAUCGGGCAACAUUCUAGUAUUUUACGCAUCUAAGUCAUUUAAAGGAACGAGUCGAAGUGAUUUUCGUACGGAGCGAUGCAAGGUCCUUUCUUUGGAGGGCUGGAUGGCCAGUUGGGUGGAAGGUGAUGCCUCUGAUGCUUUUCAACUAAUCAACCAUCACGCCGGCACUUUGUACAAGUUCAAGACUGGAUCUGAAUCUUCAGCCAAGCAGUGGGUAUCAAAAAUUGAAAAUGUUACAAACAAAAUAGUGCAACCUCUACCCGCCAACCUCAUGUCGUUCGAAUAA
Molecule: messenger RNA, 1809 nt
Organism: Achroia grisella
Lineage: Eukaryota; Metazoa; Arthropoda; Insecta; Lepidoptera; Pyralidae
Gene: RalGPS
Product: ras-specific guanine nucleotide-releasing factor RalGPS2
Exons: 12
Coding region: 22-1809 (595 amino acids)
Biological process (GO): positive regulation of GTPase activity; Ras protein signal transduction
Cellular component (GO): plasma membrane
Molecular function (GO): guanyl-nucleotide exchange factor activity
Source: RefSeq, a predicted model, not a curated record